Penicillium canariense is the source of this 1944-nucleotide messenger RNA. Its product is annotated as shugoshin family protein. Gene Ontology annotation, biological process: meiotic chromosome segregation. Bases 1 to 1944 code for a protein of 647 amino acids. The record is from RefSeq and is a predicted model, not a curated record. Lineage: Eukaryota; Fungi; Ascomycota; Eurotiomycetes; Eurotiales; Aspergillaceae. Gene Ontology annotation, cellular component: chromosome, centromeric region; nucleus. The transcript has 4 exons.
AUGGCCCGACUGAAUGACUUCGCUGCUCCGGCAGAGUCUGUUGAGGCGCUGAAACGUCGAUUCGUACGACAAAACCGCGACAUCGUGCGGGUGAACUCAAUACAGUCUCUUCGCAUUCGCAGCUUAGAAUCGGAGGUUUCUCAUUUACUGGCAGAAAAUGUAUCACUGCGGGAACAGAUCAUCAACCUGACGCAGGAGAUCGAACGCUUCGAGUCGGCCAAAAUGCUCCACGACGGUGUCUAUGAGAUCAAAUCCCGUUUGGAUGCAAAGCUGGCGGAGCUGAGUACCUUAGCUUCGGACUUGGGCAUGUUGCCUCGCAAAGUGGGCAAGUUGCGGACCGAGAAGGCUGAAGCAGACUCGGAUCGGCACAAAGCGACCGCGACAGAGUCAAGGCCUCGAACGACCGAUCCACCGCUCAAUGCAGGCGCCGAUGAUGGAAGGCUUCCAGCCAUUGUGGAAGAUAAAUAUUAUCCCCGAAGAACGCUUGAACACCAAGAAAUCCAGAACCUCGUUCACGCCGAGUCCCGCUUAGAAUCCCCACAGCACAUCCAUUCCAUGCACGACGACUCGGAUCCAGUCAUGGAAAGUCCCAGCCCCGAACUGAACGAUCUUCUAAUGGAAAGCCGAUCAGGCAACGAUACGACAGGCGAGGAGGCAUUCCUUCCACCAACACUCGAGACUCGGAAGAAGAAAAAGAAGCCGGACUCGGCAACCCCUGCAAGUGAUCCAGUGUCGCAAAGCGGGAGGCUCAUUGCAGAGAACGAAUCCGAGCCGACGAAAUCAGGAUCGAAGCGCAAAUUCAGUCCGGAAGACGACGGAUUCUUAUCGGACCUGGCACCGGAAGAUGACGAGUUCCAGUUUAGCCGUCCGAGUCGAAGCCUUCCAAAGCAGGCAGAUUCCUUCGAUUUUAUGCGCCAGGACCUUUCGCCCAGUAAAACGCCCGUGAGCGUGAAACGCGGGUCCACCAACUCGGGAGUCACGAAGCGGAAGGUGCUUGAGCCGAAGAGUUCAAACGUUAAUUUAGGCUCACCCAAAAAGAUCCGAGCAUCUUUGAAUCCCGAUCAUAAGGUUCUCCCAAGAGCUGGAGCAGAUGAAAACACACGGUCUCCCCAGAAACCCAAGGAUCUGGACUGCCAGAGGGCCAACACUCUCAAUCUGAAACCCCACCCUGACAGACCGGCUACCGCCUCGCACAAGCAAAAGCGCUCGAGUCGGUCCGUUGAAACAGAAGAAUCUAUGCAAGCAGAGGUGGUGCCAAAGGACUCACCGAUGGCCAGGGCCGGAGGCGAUCUCUACCCAGUUUCGGACAUGACUGCUGCGUCUCGGCCUUCAAGGCGUCGUGGUGCCGUGGUCAGCUAUGCAGAGCCUAACUUGCGAGAUAAGAUGCGUCGCCCGACGAAAUCGAUGAUCGAUGCCGUGGCUGGAAACGGAUCUCGCCGGUCGUCAAGCUUCCAACUCAUGAGAGACAGCCUCGGCGAUGAAGCUGAUUAUCAACCCGCGAGCACCAGCGCUCAUCCCUCGUUGAGUCAGAUCCUUCCAGCCGAUGGGGCUCUGUCAGACCGGGCCGCGGACCUGGUCUCUCAGGGCCAACAUUCAGAUCAGCUACUGGCGACAGUAUCUCGGCGAAAACGCAAAGUGUCGUCGUCGAUCAAAGAUAACGAUGACCACCCCAGCUCGAUGUCAAGCUCCGAUGCGUCAAACCUGGCCGAUCUGUCAAAGGCUCCGAAGGAAACUAUGGGCUCAAGGGCACAGUCUCGGCGGCACUCUUCGAACCCCAAGAGCACGUCUCGAGACACAUCUCGCCGCGAGUCGGAUCUGACGAGUGACCUCGACAGCAGUCUGGAAGGAGAUGAUAUUGCUGGGUGGAAGAACUCGUCGGCCAUGGACGCGCGCUACAGACGGGAGACUCGUGUGGCAGCGAGGAGAAAAAGUAUGAUGGUUUGA